This is a messenger RNA of Mesoplodon densirostris (Blainville's beaked whale), 3136 nucleotides long. RefSeq names its product oxysterol binding protein like 8 (gene OSBPL8). Gene Ontology annotation, cellular component: membrane; intracellular membrane-bounded organelle; cytosol. The transcript has 24 exons. The record is from RefSeq and is a predicted model, not a curated record. Bases 465 to 3134 code for a protein of 889 amino acids. Gene Ontology annotation, molecular function: cholesterol binding. NCBI's taxonomy places the organism in Eukaryota, Metazoa, Chordata, Mammalia, Artiodactyla, Ziphiidae.
CGAAUGUGAAGGAUCUCGGAGGCUCUGGAUGCCCAAAGAGGUGGCGGCUCGGCCGAUGACAGCAUUAGGCCGCGACGCAUUCCCGGCCGGGCGGUGGUGGUAGCGGCAGCCCGGACGGCUGCAGCGUUAGCUUUCGCCGGGGCGGUAGCCGCCGCCGGUAGCCCGCAGACGGAAGGAAAGUGGGGGCCCGCCCUGGCUGGUAGACCGCAGGGCCGGAGUUCCCGCCCUCCUAGCGGGCCGAACGGGCAGUGCCUCCGUGGCGGCCAGGCAGCGCUCUUGGUCUGGGCUCGCGCCCCAGCUGCCGCCGGCGACAGCGGCCGAGAGAAGUUGGGGUUCGAUUGGACGCGUGCAGGGCCCCAGAGGAACCGGCUGCCUGCGCCCCGCCUCUCCGGGGGCUCCACACCGGAUUUACAGGAUGACUAAAUAUUAAUGGAAAGAGAAGUGUAAACCUAUCUUCUUUCACUAUGGAGGCUGGUUUGGCAGAUGGAGAACCUGACCGAACUUUGCUUCUUGGUGAUAGCAAAGAUGUCCUUGGGCCAUCAACUGUGUUAGCAAACAGUGACGAUACUCAACACCUGACACCAGGAAAGAUGAGUCAGCGCCAAGGGAAAGAAGCUUUUCCAACGCCAACCAAAGAUUUGUAUCAGCCAUCUUUUAGUCCAGCAAGUCCUCAUAGCCAGGGGUUUGAAAGAGGAAAGGAAGACAUUUCUCAAAACAAAGAUGAAUCUUCCCUUUCUAUGUCAAAGAGCAAGUCUGAAUCUAAACUUUAUAAUGGCUCGGAGAAGGAUAGUUCAGCUUCAAGCAAGCUUACAAAAAAAGAAUCUCUCAAGGUACAAAAGAAAAAUUACCGAGAAGAAAAGAAAAGAGCCACAAAGGAGUUACUCAGUACAAUCACGGAUCCCUCUGUUAUUGUUAUGGCUGAUUGGUUGAAGAUUCGUGGUACUCUAAAGAGCUGGACCAAAUUGUGGUGUGUGUUGAAACCUGGUGUGCUACUGAUCUAUAAAACCCAAAAAAAUGGUCAAUGGGUAGGAACAGUCCUUCUGAAUGCCUGUGAGAUCAUUGAGCGUCCAUCAAAAAAGGAUGGCUUUUGUUUUAAACUUUUCCAUCCUUUGGAGCAGUCCAUUUGGGCAGUGAAGGGUCCAAAAGGUGAAGCAGUUGGAUCCAUAACUCAGCCCUUACCUAGCAGUUAUCUGAUCAUCCGAGCUACUUCAGAGUCAGAUGGAAGGUGCUGGAUGGAUGCUUUGGAGUUGGCUUUGAAAUGUUCUAGUCUUCUUAAACGUACAAUGAUCAGGGAAGGAAAGGAACAUGACCUGAGCUUCUCAUCAGAGAGCACACAUGUGACUUUGUAUGGCUUAUUACGUGCUAACAGUCUCCACAGUGGUGAUAACUUCCAGUUAAAUGAUAGUGAAAUUGAACGACAGCAUUUUAAGGACCAAGAUAUGUAUUCUGAUAAAUCUGAUAAAGAAAAUGAUCAAGAGCAUGAUGAGUCUGACAAUGAGGUGAUGGGGAAAAGUGAAGAAAGUGACACAGAUACAUCAGAAAGGCAAGAUGACUCAUACAUUGAACCUGAGCCUGUUGAGCCUUUAAAGGAGACUACCUACACUGAACAGAGCCAUGAAGAACUCGGAGAGGCAGGUGAGGCUUCUCAAACAGAAACUGUGUCAGAAGAAAACAAAAGCCUUAUCUGGACACUACUGAAACAAGUCCGUCCUGGCAUGGACCUAUCCAGGGUGGUUCUGCCUACAUUUAUUUUGGAACCCCGUUCUUUCCUGGAUAAACUUUCAGAUUACUACUAUCAUGCAGAUUUCCUAUCUGAGGCUGCUCUUGAAGAAAAUCCUUAUUUCCGUUUGAAGAAAGUAGUAAAAUGGUAUUUGUCAGGAUUCUAUAAAAAGCCAAAGGGACUAAAGAAACCUUAUAAUCCUAUACUUGGUGAGACUUUCCGUUGUUUGUGGAUUCAUCCCAGAACAAACAGCAAAACUUUUUAUAUUGCUGAACAGGUGUCCCAUCAUCCACCAAUAUCUGCCUUUUAUGUUAGUAACCGAAAAGAUGGAUUUUGCCUUAGUGGUAGUAUCCUGGCUAAGUCCAAGUUCUAUGGAAACUCAUUAUCUGCAAUAUUAGAAGGAGAAGCACGGUUAACUUUCUUGAAUAGAGGCGAAGAUUAUUCAAUGACAAUGCCAUAUGCUCAUUGUAAAGGAAUUCUUUAUGGCACAAUGACACUGGAGCUUGGUGGAACAGUCAAUAUUACAUGUCAAAAAACUGGAUACAGUGCAAUACUUGAAUUCAAACUAAAGCCAUUUCUAGGUAGUAGUGACUGUGUUAAUCAAAUAUCAGGGAAACUAAAAUUGGGAAAAGAAGUCCUAGCUACUUUGGAAGGACAUUGGGAUAGUGAAGUUUUUAUUAUUGACAAAAAGACUGAUAAUUCAGAGGUUUUCUGGAAUCCAACACCAGACAUUAAGCAGUGGAGAUUAAUAAGGCACACUGUAAAAUUUGAAGAGCAAGGAGAUUUUGAAUCAGAGAAACUCUGGCAGCGGGUAACUCGAGCCAUAAAUGCCAAAGACCAAACAGAAGCUACUCAAGAAAAGUAUGUUUUAGAAGAAGCUCAAAGACAAGCUGCCAGGGAUCGGAAAACAAAAAAUGAAGAAUGGACUUGCAAGUUAUUUGAACUUGACUCACUCACAGGAGAAUGGCAUUACAAGUUUGCAGAUACUCGACCGUGGGAUCCACUGAACGAUAUGAUACAGUACGAAAAAGAUGGUGUUAUCCAGACCAAAGUGAAACAUCGCACUCCAAUGGUUAGUGUCCCAAAAAUGAAACAUAAGCCAACCAGGCAACAGAAGAAAGUGGCAAAAGGCUAUUCCUCCCCAGAACCUGAUAUUCAGGACUCAUCUGGAAGUGAAGCUCAAUCAGUAAAACCAAGUGCAAGAAGAAAAAAAGGGAUAGAACUGGGAGACAUUCAAACUUCCAUUGAAUCUAUAAAACAAACACAGGAAGAAAUUAAAAGAAAUAUUAUGGCUCUUCGAAAUCAUUUAAUUUCAAGCACACCUGCCACGGAUUAUUUUCUGCAACAAAAAGACUACUUCAUCAUUUUUCUCCUGAUUUUGCUUCAAGUCAUAAUAAACUUCAUGUUUAAGUAGAA